Molecule: messenger RNA, 5621 nt
Organism: Papilio xuthus (Asian swallowtail)
Lineage: Eukaryota; Metazoa; Arthropoda; Insecta; Lepidoptera; Papilionidae
Product: E3 ubiquitin-protein ligase TRIM37
Exons: 18
Coding region: 178-3252 (1024 amino acids)
Biological process (GO): aggresome assembly; protein monoubiquitination; protein autoubiquitination
Cellular component (GO): aggresome; peroxisomal membrane
Molecular function (GO): ubiquitin protein ligase binding; zinc ion binding; ubiquitin protein ligase activity
Source: RefSeq, a predicted model, not a curated record
UUUUUUGUUUUUAUUUUGAUUUCAAUUGAUAUUCGAAUACGGAAGUGGUUGGUUACCUCUGUUGUUGUCACUUUAUUUGCGAAACAUAUUCAAUUGCCUCUUUAGAACUAUGUAAUAACGAUACAAAUUAUGGUGAAGAGUUUGGUUUCCCCGUAUUAGAUUUCUCUAACUCUAAGCAUGGCUUCGAGGGGAGAUAAAGGGAAUGGAAAUGGCGAAGAGCAGAUCGUCGAGACGCUGGCGGAGGUAUUCCGGUGCUUCAUUUGUAUGGAGAAGCUGGUUGACGCGCACCUAUGCCCUCAUUGCUCCAAGCUUUGUUGCUAUGCUUGUGUUCGGCGCUGGCUGACCGAGCAGCGGUCUCAGUGCCCGCACUGCCGUGCUGCACUUCAUCUGCACGAAUUAGUGAACUGCCGUUGGGUAGAGGAGGUUACCCAACAAAUAGAAACCAUGCAACAAAGUAACUCAGCUAGUCAACGAGAAAGCUUCAGGGACAGAUGCCCUACACACCAGGAGAAGCUGACGGUGUACUGCUGGACGUGCCGGCGCUGCAUCUGUCACCAGUGCGCACUGUGGGGCGGCACGCACUCGGGCCACACCUUCAAGCCACUUGAGGAGGUGUACGAGCAGCAUGUGACGCAGAUUCGCGAUGAGGUUUCGCAGCUUCGGCGGCGGUUGAUGGAGCUUAUCAGUCUCGUACAGGAUGUUGAACGUAACGUGGAGUCGGUGCGCGCGGCGAAAGACGAACGCGUUCGUGAGAUUCGCAACGCAGUAGAGCUGAUGAUAUCUCGGCUGGACUCUGCGCUGAAGGCCAAGCUGCUAACGCUGAUGGGCCAGAAGAAUAGCCUCACGCAGGAGACGGAGCAGCUCGAGCAUCUGCUGCAGGAAAUCGAGCACCAGCUACAUUCCAGUACAAGGUCUGAAUUGAUAGCAAAAAGCAGUGAACUAUCGAAGAUGAUACAUCAGGUCCGCAAGAAGCCUAUGGCCAGUUUCGUGACUGCUCCAGUGCCCGCUGAUUUCCACAGUGAAAUAGUGCCGAGCUACGACAGCAGCACGUUCCCGCUGUCGAACUUCACGCAGCUGCAGCACGCGGCGGCGCCGGUGUACUCCGCGCCGCUGCACGUGAACGGCCUCUGCUGGCGCCUCAAGGUCUACCCCGACGGCAACGGCGUCGUGCGCGGCAACUACCUCUCCGUCUUCCUCGAGCUCAGCGCCGGCCUGCCAGAGACCUCCAAGUACGAGUACCGUGUGGAGAUGCUGCACCAGGUGUCGCGAGAUCCCAGCAAGAACAUCGUGCGCGAGUUCGCUUCGGACUUCGAGGUGGGCGAGUGCUGGGGGUACAACCGCUUCUUCCGCCUCGACCUGCUCGCCAGCGAGGGAUACCUCAACCCCGAAGCUGAUACUCUCAUACUCAGGUUUCAAGUGCGACCGCCCACUUUCUAUCAGCGUUGCCGGGACCAACAGUGGUAUAUCAAUCAGCUGAUAACGAUGCAGAAUCAACACAUUUUGCAGAUAAAUGAUCUCAAAGAACGUUUAAGUUUGGAAAUGUCACGUAACUCAAUAGCAGCGACGCGAGCUCCGAACAGCUCGAUACCUUCGCAAGGCAACAAUGACGACAAUCCCGCGCAGAACAACUCUGUGGACGCCAGCGCCCUUAACGACUCUUUGUUGUACGGCAACCAGUGGAAAUUCAACACCACACAAAGCAUCAUCAACGGUCAAAGACUUACCAGUCCAGCGGGUAUUCUAAAUACAUCUCUAUUCCUGGACGACACGACGCGCAACAAUGACGUGUCGUCGCAGUCGGGCUACGGGUUCGGCGACUACGCGCCGCUCGAGCGUCGCCUGCACGCGCACACGCACGCGCACGCUCAGCACGCCCUCGACGCGUACAACCUGCCUUCUACUUCAAGGUCUGCCAGUUCUCUGGCGGCGGGCAGCGGCACGGCGGUGGGCGGCGCGGGCGGCGGCGGCGCGGACAGCAUGGCGCUGGUCAGCCUGCACACGCUGCUGAGCGCCGCGCGCCCGCCCGCGCGUCUACCGCGACACGACAAGCUGCGUGCGCCCGCGCAGCCCGGCACGCCCGCCGCACCCGCCAAGGACACCCCCCUCACUGCUGUUGCCAGCAGCCCUGUGACAGAGGUGACAGUGGCGACUAGCAGCCCGGCACUGUGCGCGUCCAUGUCCUCGCCCGAGCUGAACAGCACGGGGGCGAAGUCCGAGGUCGCGCUGGAGCCGCCACCAGACGCCGCGGAGAGCCCCAACGCCACGCAGAGUCCGCACGUCGCCUCCGAGACUAGUAGUGACACCGGGGAGCUGAUGUUCACGGAGCUCGAGAGCUUGACAGAAGAUAUCAAUCCCACCAAUGUUGACGAGAACUCUAACGAGGAAAACGAUGUCGACGAGGAAACGAUGUCUGGCGAGAACGACGUGGAGGGUGCGUGCGGCGUGUCCGCAGAGGCGGGCGCGGACGCGCUCAGCCGGCUGCUGUGCGCGGUACACGGGCGCGCCGUGACGCCGGCCGGCAGCGAUGGCAGCAACCCGCCGCCCGCGCCCGCCGCUCCCUCGCCCGCAGACCCGCAGCUCUCCACCGCCGCCCACACAGACAUGCUGCUGCUCAACCUCAUGCGCAUCAACGGACUCACGCCUAAAUACUCCAAGCACGGACCAAAACGCAGUUGGGCAACGAGUGUGCAGUCGCCCGAGCCGGGCCACAGCGGCGGGUCUCGGUCGCAGCGGCGGGCUGGGAGUGCCUCGGGCGCGGGCACGAGCGGGACGGGCACGGGGGCGAGGCCGCGUGCUCGGCAGACGCGGGCGCCGCCCCUCUCGCCCGGCCAGCUGCGCCGCACGCACGCGCCGCUACCCAACGGUCUGCCAUUAUACCUGCAGUAUUUGACUAUUAGCGAGCCACAAUUAAAGUUUUUAUUUAAGCAAAAUAAAUCUCAUAAGAAUAGUUUGGAAAGGCGAGCAUGCGGCGGUGCGGCCGGUGCGGGCGGUGCGGGGGGCGCGGGCGCGGCGGGCUCGCCCGAGGCGCUGCACGACUACUGGCGCUCCGUCUCCUCCAUCAGCGACGCGGACGACGUCGACGCCAUACUCGAGUAUAAUGAUACGCUAUUCGACAUCCUGCUGAACAGUCUGUCGCUGGAGAGCGGCGGUGCGGAGUGCGAGGAGCCGCCGCCCGUGCAGCCCUGGAGCCCCGCCGCGCCCCGCGACCCUCCCGCCCCGCACGCCCCACACGCACCCCCCGCCGCGGACUGACCGACACCGCGCCGCGCGCGCGUCCGCACCCACCACGACUCGCACGCGACGCGCGCCGCACUCUACUCCCUCGACAGCCCCUACACUGUCGACGACAAUCAUGCCGAUUUUAAUGAUGACUCCGAGGACCCGACUCCAUGGUAUGGCACAUCGAACAGGCGGCCAUCGCAGAUCACUCAGAUCACCCGCGUCACGCACUCCCCCCGCCCCGCCGCCCCGCGGGGAGCCACCGCUCAUCAGUACGCGAGCGACCGCGAGGCACGACGCACGUGCGACUCGCAGCACGGAUGCGAUUGCGACGAAACGCAAGAAGCGGGUGACGCGCGAUACGAGAUGUACGACGAGGAACGGAACGUGAGAGUGAGGAGAGGCGAGCGGGGGCGGCGCGCGCACAGCGUGUACUUCGUGCACAACGAGCAGGUGCGCGAGUGCGAGGAGCGCCCGCACCAGCAGUACUGCGGCCACAGCUCGCACGACCACUUGCACUCGCACGACGACCGCCUCGACAAUACUCACUACAACGGCAACAGUCCACAAAGCUACCGCCGCGAGUACUACCAUUGAUUUCUUGUCUCUAUUUUGUGAUUUAUCUCAGUCUUAAUUUUAGUUAAUGUGCUCACAGAAUAAUUAUUAUUUUAGUUUUUUAAUACUUUUCUUUGAUUGUGGCUUGAAUUACCAGUAAGCCACAAGAUGUGAUUGGAAUUAUUUUUCAUUUGGAUGUUUUGAUUUAUCGAAGGCAGAGAAGAUAUUGAUAACUAUAGUCAUUAAGAGAUGUGACUUAUUGUCUUGCUUAUGUUAGAGGAAAUGCUUAUUUUAAAACUUGUUGAUACAAAUGUCAUAAUAAUUAUACUCACUAAUGAUAUUCAGAGAGGAGGAGCAUUGUCUCUGCUUGGUUUCGAGCUGUUUAUGUUGUCUUUGAUUUUUUACUAUAUACAAUAAUGUAGUGUUUGUUUUCUGUAUUUAUAUUUAUAUUUUCCCAGUGCUGUUGACGAUAAUAUCGAUCUCUGAUAAUUUUAAGUUAAAAUUGAGGUGUAGUUCUUUGUUCGCUUCCGUUCCUCUGCAUGCAUCAGUAGAGGGUACGUUGAAUAGCUUUUCCCUUACCCUGGCUUGUGUAUACUUGAUUCAUUCCUCUGUACAUCAUGUAUACAGAUGAAAUAUGAAGAGCCAGAUAUAUAUGUUUACAGAGCGAUUAACUUAUUUGACCCGGGGGGCAUAAGCUCAUUAGCUCCUUGUUGUCAAUGUAAUAAGUGCGACAAAAUCCUUGAGAUUGAUGUAGAUGUGUUAUCAUUUUCUAUGCUUCAGUAGAUUUUACAGCGCGUCUCACCGGGUCAUGUAAAUGUGUCGCACUAUAUUGCAUUUUACGCGUAGUGUACUUGUUAUAAGUAAUUGUGGAUUAUAGGUUAAAAAUAAUAAUGAAGAUUCCGUCUUAGAAGUGUUUGGAGAGUAUUUUAAAUGUUCGUAAAAGGUGUAUUUGGAUAUUGCCAUAGCUGUUUUCUGUAAUAACUUAAAUUGAUGUUUUAUUUUGUAAUUUUUAGUAACAAAACUUGUGAAAAUGGUGUACCUUCUUUUUGGUCUCAUACGUAUUAUUUUUGUAAUAUUCGUAAAUUAUUUUUAUUUGAUUAUAGUUUCAAGUUAAUAUACAAUUUAAUUAGUAAAUAACAGGCGGCUUAUAUGAUCGUAAGUGUUAUCGUAAAUAUGUAGGCUUUCUUGACGUUCAUAGAUAUAAUAACUUAGGUAUUGAAAUUGUUAGUAAUGUAGUUUGUUCCGACUGAAAAGUUCAAAUGUGUGCUAGUUUAAACUGACAAGGCUAGAUAGUUUAAGUCGCAUAAUGAAUUUGUUUGAUUUAGCUUUUAAUCAAGCAAGUACAGUUAGCUUCGCUGGCGGUGUUCCAACUACGAUCUUGAAACGGAUAGCGAUCGGAAAAUACUGAAUUUGUGGAAUUCAACUGCCGUUACACUUUCCUUAACACAUAUUUUUAUCUAUCUUUCGAUCGAAAGAUAUAAAUAAAUAUCAAAACAAAUGUCACGGCAGUCGAAACACACAAAAACUUUAGCUUAUUCCACAGUAUACAAAAGUUAGGAAAACAGUUUACGUAACAGUUAUUAUUUAUUUAAUAAAAACAUCGAUAACAUCUAAAGUUUUUAAUUCAAAGAAAAAAGGGUAAAGUUCGUUGCGAAGUGCAAGGAUUAUUUUUACUGUAACUGGAAUACCGCCAACGAAGGUGAUUGUACAAAUCUUAGUAUUGUCACUUAUCGAAUUUAUUAUUAAUUUCAUGAUCCAAUUGUUUGUGGUGAAUAACAGUUGUGUUAAAUGUGUUGAUCGCUUGUUUAUGAGCUAUGUGUGAAUUAAUUAAAAAUAGUAUUUAUUGA